This is a messenger RNA of Gorilla gorilla gorilla (western lowland gorilla), 8012 nucleotides long. RefSeq names its product coiled-coil domain containing 144A (gene CCDC144A). Bases 1475 to 5887 code for a protein of 1470 amino acids. The transcript has 18 exons. Lineage: Eukaryota; Metazoa; Chordata; Mammalia; Primates; Hominidae. The record is from RefSeq and is a predicted model, not a curated record.
GACUGAGCUCCCAUCUCCUCGGCUGCAGCAUCUGAUUAAAGCCUUCUUCCUUUGCAAUACUUAUCUCAGUGAUUGGCUUUCUGUGGGUGAGCAGCACAGGAUCUAGGCUGAAGCCCUGAGGCUUCAGUGACAAAAUCUGUUUUUCAUAAUGCGAUCUGUCUUAAUUGUCCUCAAGAAUUAGUAUUUGAGUGCUCUCUAGAUUCUCCUUUGUCACCCUUUCUUCCUUUCUUCCUUCCUUCUUUCCUUCUCUUUCCUUCGUUCUCUUCCUUCUUUUCUUUCUUUUUUUGAGACGGAGUCUUGCUCUGUCGCCCAGGCUGGAGUUUGGUGGCACGAUAUCAGCUCACUGCAACGUCCACCUCCCGGGUUCAAGCGAUUCUCCUGUCUCAGCCUCUGGAGUAGCUGGGACUACAGGCGCGCGCCACCACGCCCAACUAAUUUUUGUAUUUUUAGUAGAGACAGGGUUUCACCAUGUUGGCCAGGCUGGCCUCAAACUCCUGACCUCAAGUGAUCUGCCCACCUCAACCUCCCAAAGUGCUGGGAUUACAGGUGUGAGCCACCGCACCCGGCCGUCACUUUUCUUCAAUCUCACUGGUGCUCGCGGGCUGAAGGGUCAGGACGGACUAGAGGCGAGCAAUCCCGGUGGCACCAGGCAUUCCCCGACCCGCCCGGGUCGCCAGCUGCACGGACCCUGGCAGAUGCGCGCAGCGGCUGCGGCACAGGGUGGGGAGCGGCUGCUCGGCCCCAUCCUAAGGCAGCUGAAUGCCCAGAGCUGGUCCCUGGCUCCAGGCGCAGGCCGAGUAGGAGCUGGGCGGGCAGCGGCGUCGGGCAGGCCCUUCCAGCCGGGCUGACAGGCCGCUCUGACCCAGCCAUCAGACUCCACUUGCGUCCUGGCAGCGCGGACCCUAGGGCAACUUCGCUGCAGUGGCCAAGCUGGGGGCGGAACUGGCCCGUACCCCUAACCGAGCAAGCCUAGGAGCAGGUGCGCCGGCGGCGCUGUGAAGCGGCACUCAUGACAGGCAGGCUGGGCGCCGCCACCCCGAAACCUCCGAGGGAGGACCAGCCAGCCCAGGUUGGCGCUGGAGCUGCAGCGCCACCUGCAGGCCAAGGAGUCUUUUUCUGGGAGGCUGGAGCUGCAGCGCCACCUGCAGGCCAAGGAGUCUUUUUCUGGGAGGCUGGAGCUGCAGCGCCACCUGCAGGCCAAGGAGUCUUUUUCUGGGAGGCUGGAGCUGCAGAUGCAGUGAAGUCACAGGUUCCGUGAUGUCACAGGUGGGCGGGCGCACUGGUCUGUAACGGAUUGGCUUGGCCUUACCCACGAGGCUUUGCGGUGGCUGCUUGGCUUGGCGGUGGUCGCUUGGCUUGGCGUGGCAGUGAUCGCUUGGCUUGGCAUUUCUGGCUUGGCGGUCCUCCUUUCGCAGAUUGGAAACCGCGGGCUAUCCUGCUGGGAGGUUGUGGCCGAGGCAGUAGCUCGCUACUGAUGGCCUCCUGGGGUGGAGAAAAGCGGGGAGGGGCUGAGGGGUCUCCGAAGCCGGCAGUCUACGCCACGAGGAAGACCGCUAGCGUCGGGAGCCAGGGGGACCAGUGGUACUUGGGCUACCCGGGAGACCAGUGGUCCUCGGGCUUCUCCUACAGCUGGUGGAAAAACAGCGUCGGCAGCGAGAGCAAGCACGGUGAGGGCGCCUUAGACCAGCCCCAGCACGAUGUCCGCCUGGAAGAUCCUGGCGAGCUCCACAGAGCUGCCCGGUCGGGCUACGUCCCUGGGGUGGAGCACGUCUUGGCUCCUGGAGACACUGGCGUGGACAAGAGGGAUAGGAAGAAGAGCAUUCAGCAACUAGUUCCUGAAUAUAAGGAAAAACAGACACCUGAAAGUCUUCCUCAAAAUAACAAUCCAGAUUUUUCAGAUUGGCAUCCUACUAAUUUGACCCUUAGUGAUGAGACUUGUCAGAGAUCCAAGAAUCUGAAAGUUGAUGAUAAAUGUCCAUCUGUAUCACCAUCAAUGCCUGAAAAUCAGUCAGCAACCAAAGAACUGGGACAGAUGAACUUAACAGAACGAGAAAAGAUGGACACUGGAGUUGUACUUCUCUCAGGGAAUGAUACUCUCCAUGACCUGUGCCAAUCACAGCUACCAGAAAACAAAGAGAGCAAAGAAGAACAAGACUUGGAGCUGACAUCAGAGGAAGAGCAGGAAAGACUUAAAGGAUGCGAAAAUAAGCAGCCACAGAAAAUGUCUCAAGAACCAGAAAUGGCUAAGGAUUGUGAUAGAGAGGAUAUACCUACAUAUCCAGUACUUCCUCAUGUGCAAAAAUCUGAGGAAAUGUGGAUUGAACAAGGCAAAUUAGAGUGGAAAAACCAAUUAAAACUUAUCAUAAAUGAGUUAAAGCAGAGGUUUGGUGAAAUUUAUGAAAAAUACAAAAUUCUGGCUUGUCCUGAGGAAGAGCCACUACUUGAUAACUCUACAAGAGGAACAGAUGUGAAGGAUAUUCCCUUUAAUUUGACAAAUAACAUACCUGGUUGUGAGGAAGAAGAUGCAUCUGAAAUAUCUGUCUCAGUGGUAUUCGAGACAUUUCCUGAACAAAAAGAACCCAGUCUCAAAAAUAUCAUCCAUCCAUACUAUCAUCCAUACUCUGGGUCCCAAGAACAUGUUUGCCAGUCAUCUUCUAAGCUUCAUUUACAUGCAAAUAAAUUAGACUGCGACAAUGAUAACAAACCAGGCAUUGGACAUAUUUUUAGUACAGAUAAGAACUUUCAAAAUGAUGCAAGCACUAAGAAAGCAAGGAACCCAGAAGUGGUUACGGUUGAAAUGAAAGAAGACCAAGAGUUUGAUUUGCAAAUGACAAAAAAUAUGAACCAAAAUAGUGACAGUGGCAGUACAAAUAACUAUAAAAGCCUGAAACCUAAAUUGGAAAAUCUGAGUUCUUUACCACCAGAUUCUGACAGAACAUCAGAAGUAUAUCUACAUGAAGAAUUACAGCAAGACAUGCAAAAGUUUAAGAAUGAGGUCAACACAUUAGAAGAGUUCCUGGCUUUGAAGAAAGAAAAUGUUCAACUUCAUAAAGAGGUUGAAGAAGAAAUGGAGAAGCACAGAAGUAAUAGCACAGAAUUAUCAGGAACCCUAAGUGAUGGUACUACUGUUGGCAAUGAUGAUGAUGGACUAAAUCAGCAGAUUCCUAGGAAGGAAAAUGGAGAGCAUGACAGGCCUGCAGAUAAAACAUCUAAUGAAAAGAACGAGGUCAAAAACCAAAUAUAUCCUGAGGCUGACUUUGCUGACUCAGUGGAGCCAUCUGAAAUAGCCUCAGAGGAUUGUGAAUUGUCUCACUCUGUUUAUGAGAAUUUUAUGUUGCUGAUUGAACAACUUAGAAUGGAGUAUAAAGAUUCUGCUAGCCUACCAAGAAUCCAAGACACAUUUUGUUUGUAUGAACACUUACUGAAACUUAAGAAUAAUCACUGUGACCAACUUACAGUAAAACUUAAACAAAUGGAAAAUAUGGUCAGUGUACUACAAAAUGAGCUAUCUGAAACAAAAAAGACAAAAUUACAGUUAGAACUUCAAAAAAUUGAAUGGGAGAAAGAGCUGUACGAUUUGAGACUUGCCUUAAAACAAGAAAAUGAGGAGAAAAGAAAUGCCGAUAUGUUGUAUAAUAAAGAUAGUGAACAGUUAAGAAUAAAAGAAGAGGAGUGUGGGAAAGUGGUUGAAACAAAGCAACAACUUAAAUGGAAUCUGAGAAGACUUGCUAAGGAAUUGAGGACAGUAAGAAAUAACUUGGAUCUGGUUGUGCAGGAGAGGAACGAUGCCCAGAAGCAACUUUCUGAAGAACAGGAUGCCAGAAUAUUACAAGAUCAGAUUCUGACGAGUAAACAAAAGGAACUAGAAAUGGCUCGAAAGAAAAUGAAUUCUGAGAUUUCUCAUAGGCAUCAGAAAGAAAAGGAUCUCUUUCAUGAAAAUUGCAUGUUGCAGGAAGAAAUUGCCUUGCUGAGACUGGAAAUAGAUACAAUAAAAAAUCAGAACAAGCAAAAGGAAAAGAAAUAUUUUGAGGACAUUGAGGCUGUGAAAGAAAAGAAUGAUAACCUUCAAAAAAUUAUAAAACUAAAUGAGGAAACAUUAACAGAAACAAUACUCCAGUACAGUGGACAGCUGAACAAUCUGACAGCUGAGAACAAAAUACUCAAUUCUGAACUGGAGAAUGGGAAACAGAACCAAGAAAGACUAGAAAUAGAAAUGGAAUCAUACCGUUGUAGACUGGCUGCUGCUGUACGUGACUGUGAUCAAAGUCAGACAGCAAGAGACCUAAAACUUGAUUUCCAGAGAACAAGACAAGAGUGGGUUCGUUUACAUGACAAAAUGAAGGUUGAUAUGUCUGGCCUAGAAGCUAAGAAUGAGAUUCUUUCUGAAAAACUUUCUAAUGCUGAAAGUAAAAUUAACAGCCUACAAAUUCAGCUCCAUAACACAAGAGAUGCUCUUGGAAGAAAGAGUUUGAUUUUGGAACGUGUGCAAAGAGACCUCAGCCAAACACAGUGUCAGAAGAAAGAAGCUGAACAAAUGUACCAAACUGAACAAAGCAAACUGAAGAAAUACAUUGCCAAGCAGGAAUCUGCAGAGGAGAGAUUAUCUCAACUACAAAGUGAAAAUAUGUUGCUUCGACAGCAACUGGAUGAUGCUCACAAGAAAGCUAACAGUCAAGAAAAGACAAUCAGUACUAUCCAAGACCAGUUUCAUUCUGCUGCCAAAAAUCUUCAAGCUGAGAGUGAAAAGCAGAUUCUUUCACUACAAGAGAAGAACAAGGAGCUGAUGGAUGAAUAUAAUCAUUUAAAAGAAAGAAUGGAUCAAUGUGAGAAAGAGAAAGCAGGAAGAAAAGUAGUUAUGAGAGAAUUCCAACAAGAAUGGACCAAUCUCCUAAAACAACAACCUACGUCAACCUCACGUUGUCACAUUAAUUUAGAUGAGACACAGGAUUCAAAGAAGAAAUUGGGUCAAAUCAGAAGUGAAAUUGACCUUACAGAAGCACAGGAAACUGUACCUUCACGAUGUCUACAUCUGGAUGCAGAGAAUGAAGUUCUUCAACUUCAACAGACAUUAUUCUCUAUGAAAGCAAUACAAAAGCAAUGUGAAACACUACAGAAGAAUAAGAAGCAGCUGAAACAAGAAGUAGUAAACCUCAAAAGUUAUAUGGAAAGAAAUAUGUUAGAACGUGGUGAAGCUGAAUGGCAUAAACUGUUGAUUGAAGAAAGAGCAAGGAAGGAGAUAGAAGAAAAAUUAAACGAAGCCAUUCUCACCUUGCAGAAACAAGCAGCAGUAUCUCAUGAACAGUUAGUACAGUUAAGGGAGGAUAAUACUACUUCAAUAAAAACUCAGAUGGAACUCAGAAUCAAAGAUCUGGAAUCUGAAAUCUCCAGAAUGAAAACUUCACAAGCCGACUUUAAUAAAACCGAAUUGGAAAGAUAUAAGGAACUCUACCUAGAAGAAGUAAAAGUUAGAGAAUCCUUGUCAAAUGAACUCAGUAGAACUAAUGAGAUGAUAGCAGAGGUCAGUACGCAACUUACUGUGGAGAAAGAGCAGACCAGAUCCCGAUCUCUAUUCACUGCUUAUGCUACAAGGCCAGUCCUAGAGUCACCUUGCGUUGGAAAUCUUAAUGCUAGUGAAGGUCUCAACAGAAAACAUAUUCCAAGAAAAAAGAGGUCUGCUCUUAAGGACAUGGAGAGCUACUUGUUGAAGAUGCAGCAGAAGUUGCAAAAUGAUCUAACUGCAGAAGUAGCAGCUGCUACUAAAUAUGAACCUGGAUCCAAUAUAGCUUCUCCUCUAGGAUUUACACACAAGGAAAAUCUGAAUCAAGAUCCAGUUUUGGAAGUAACAAAAGAAUAUGCACAGAUUUUAAGAAGAAAAUACAUACUCUGAAAGAUAAGGCAAUUUUAUUUGGGCUAUUCACAUGAUAUUUUGUUUCCCAUUAAAUAUAUGAUGUGAACAUUUUUACUAAAGGGAAAUAUUCUAUAUUAUACAUGUCUGAUGAAAAUUUAUAUAGUAUUUUAAAUAAUGUUUCUUGGCCUCUUCAGCUAACUUUUAAAUAGAUUUUGCAAAUGAAAACCAGUAUUACUGAGUUUUACAUACUCGAACUGCCCAAAUGUUAGCUGUUUAAACAGCCAAAUAAUCAAGUUGCCAUUAAUAAUUUAGUGGAGCCAAUUGAUGGCUUGUUUGUAUUUUAUAAUUUUAUCUUUAUACAUAGUGAUAGAUUUAAGUUUAGAUAGACAUCAUUUUGGUAUACUGGUACUGUGGUCAUUGUCAAUGUUUGGAUGUAUUACAAUUGUUAUAGUGCAAUCGAACUUAGAUAAUUUUAAUUUUAAGCACUAAUUUAUUUAGAUCUUUCCUUGUGGAAAAAUAAGGUUUGCCUAAGGCUUUUUGCUUUUUUAUUUAUUGUUUCAUUUCUUUAUUAGAUUAACUUUUGGGAAACAGUCUUAAAAUUGGAGAAAAUUUCCACAUUUUAGGAAAAACAACUUUCCCCCUGUGGGCCAUUUGAGAGUAAAUUGCUGACAUUAUGCCAUCACAUCUGGUAUGUGGGUAUUCCCACAAGUCAGGACAUUUUAUAUAACUACUUCAUAAUCAGAAAGUUAACAUCAAUACACUUGUUUAACAUUUAAUUCUCAGUUUCUUUUCAAGUUUUCUUAAUUGUCUAUAAUGUUCUUUGUAGCAGAAGGAUCCCAUUCAGGUCCAUGAAUUUCAUUUAGUUGUCAUGACUCUUUCAGUCUGGAACAGUUCCUCAGUUUUUCUUUGACCUUUAUGACCUUAAAUCUUUUGAAGAGUAAAGUCCAAUAAUACAGAAUGUCCCUCCAUUGGAUUUCUCCGAAUUUUUUUUAUGAUAAGAUUUAGAUGAUAAUUUUUUUUUUUGGCAAGAGUAUCACAGAAGUUAUCCCAUGAUCUUCUCACUGCAUUCUAUCAGGUGACCUGCAAUUAUUAGUAUUUUUUAUUUUCAUCUUUUAAGUUCAGGGGUACAUGUGCAGGAUGUGCAGGAUGUCCAGGUUUGUUACAUAGGUAAAUAUGUGCCAUGGUGGUUUGCUGCACAGAUCAUCCCAUCACCUAGGUAUUAAUAAUAGCCCAGCAUCCAUUAGCUGUUCUUCACGAUGCUCUCCCUUCCCUCACCCGCCACCAUCCCACAUGCCCCUGUGUGUGUUGUUCCCCGCCAUGUGUCCAUGUGUUCUCAUUAUUCAGCUCCCACUUGUAAGUGAGAGCAUGCAGUAUUUCAUUUUAUAUUUCUGCGUUGGUUUGCUGAGGAUAAUGCUCUGCAGCUCCACCCAUGUCCCUGCAAAGGACAUGUCUCAUUCCUUUUCAUGGCUGCAUAGUAUUCCAUGGUGUAUAUGUACCACAUUUUCUUUAUCCAGUUUAUCAUUGAUGGGCUUUUAGGUUGAUUCUUUGUCUUUGCUGUUGUGAAUAGUGCUGCAAUGAACAUACGUGUGCAUGUAUCUUUAUACUAGAAUUAGUUAUAUUCCUUUGGGUAUAUACCAAGUAAUGGGAUUGCUGGGUUAAAUGGUAUUUCAGGUUCUAGAUCUUUGAGGAAUCACCACACUGUCUUCCACACUGGUUGAACUAAUUUACACUCCUAUCAACAGUGUAAAAGCAUUCCUGUUUCUCCAUAAUCUUGCCAGCAUCUUUUCAUUUUUUUGAAUUAUAGCCAUUCUGACUGUUGUGAGAUGGUGUCUCAUUGUGGUUUUGAUUUGCAUUUCUCAGAUGAUCAGUGAUGUUGAGGUUUUUUUGUUUGUUGGCUGCAUGUAUGCCUUCUUUUGAAAAGUGUCUGUUUGUGUCCUUUGACCACUUUCUAAUGGGGUUGAGUUUUUUUCUCUUGUAAAUUUGUUUAAGUUCCUUGUAGAUGCUGGAUAUUAGACCUUUGUCAGAUGGAUAGAGUGCAAAAAUUUUCUCCCAUUCUGUAGGUUGUCGGUUUACUCUGUUGAUAGGUUCUCAAUGCUGUGCAGAAGCUCUUUAGUUUAUUUAGAUCCCAUUUGUCAAUUUUGGCUUUUGUUGCAAUUGCUUUUGG